CCUCCUCUCUCUCUCGCUCCUCAUCGUGCUCUGCUCGACCCAUCCUCUUCUCUAGGCCACCCGACCUACCUACAAUACCGGGCUCUAAUCUUGGCGAGGUUUCUUUCUUAGAAAGGCCAUUCCACCCCAUCUCGUCUAUGUCUUCUCCAGCGUCUUCCACGAUGAUGGCCUUGGCGCUUCUUCUCUUGCAGUGCCUCUUCCUCUUCCCGUCCGCUUUAGCGGGAGUGAUCUGCGAGGAGCUGCCGCAGGAGCUGUGCGCCUUCGCCAUCUCCUCCACGUCCAAGCGGUGCCUGCUGGACAGCACCCAGAACCAGGGUGGGCGCACCGAGUACCAGUGCAGGACGUCGGAGGCUGUGGUGGAGCGGAUGUCGGACUGGAUCGAGACGGACGAGUGCGUGCGGGCCUGCGGCGUCAGCCGCGACUCCGUCGGCAUCUCCUCCGACUCCCUCAUGGAGUCCGACUUCGCCCAGAAGCUCUGCUCUCAACCGUGCUAUCGCAACUGCCCCAACAUCGUCGACCUCUACUUCAAUCUCGCUGCCGGAGAAGGUGUUUUCCUGCCGGAUCUGUGCGAGGCUCAGCGAGUGAAUCCUCGGCGUUCCAUGGCGCAGAUUCUCAGCUCUGGAGCAGCACCUGGCCCUGUGGCUCCACCUCCUGUGUCGCCCUGAGUAUUUAGUGUCCUUUAUCGGGGGUUCCCCAUUUUACUUGGUGGAUAUGAGAAGUACAAGUCUGUUGGAGGGGAAUCCUCGGUUGAUAGAAAGUGUUGCGGCAUGUGGGAAUGUGUGGAUCUGCUAUUUUUCAGUGAUAUGAUUAUUAUAUAGGAUUUGCAGCCUCCUGUACUUUCAUUUAUACAUGAAAUAAAAUGAAGCCAUACUUCAGUUUUCUUACUU
Molecule: messenger RNA, 887 nt
Organism: Musa acuminata subsp. malaccensis (wild Malaysian banana)
Lineage: Eukaryota; Viridiplantae; Streptophyta; Magnoliopsida; Zingiberales; Musaceae
Source: RefSeq, a predicted model, not a curated record